Messenger RNA from Triplophysa dalaica, 5109 nucleotides. Its product is annotated as diacylglycerol kinase delta. The transcript has 29 exons. Gene Ontology annotation, biological process: intracellular signal transduction; lipid phosphorylation; diacylglycerol metabolic process. The record is from RefSeq and is a predicted model, not a curated record. Bases 195 to 3422 code for a protein of 1075 amino acids. Gene Ontology annotation, molecular function: ATP-dependent diacylglycerol kinase activity. NCBI's taxonomy places the organism in Eukaryota, Metazoa, Chordata, Actinopteri, Cypriniformes, Nemacheilidae.
UCUUAUCCGAUGCUAUGCGUAGACGCGCGUAUCUGCGCGACAGGAGCGCAUUUGACAGCAUCUAAUUGCGCUGCUGCGAGAACACAUCAAAAGCAUCAAGAACACACAGAAGGGUCACCGGGAGCCAGACACUUCAUCACAAAGGGGCUACUUGUCAAAAGAGAAGACGAGUGCUGUGAAAAUCGAGUGCAGUCAUGGCCUCGAAGUACAAUCCAAACGUCCUUUAUGUCCGGGAGCCCCGGGAGUCUCUGACCUCUCCGGACUCUCUAGUUGAAGCGGGUGACGAAUCAUCGGACAGCGACGGGGAGCCCGAGGAGACCUCGCACAAACUCAUCCGAAAAGUAUCCACCUCCGGUCAAAUCCGAGCCAAGAAGAGUGUAAAGGAGGGACUUCUAUUGAAACAGACCAGUUCUUUCCAGAGAUGGAAGAGGAGAUAUUUCAAACUGCGAGGCAGGACUCUUUACUAUGCCAAAGAUGCAAAGUCUCUCAUAUUUGAUGAGGUCGACCUCUCAGAUGCCAGUGUGGCCGAAACCAGCACCAAGAACAUCAAUAACAGUUUCACAGUUAUCACUCCAUUCCGUAAGUUGAUGUUGUGUGCAGAGAGCAGGAAGGAGAUGGAAGACUGGAUCAGUGCUCUAAAGUCCGUGCAGAAAUGGGAGACUUACGAGGCCAGUCAGUUUAACAUGGAGCAUUUUUCCGGGAUGCAUAACUGGUACGCCUGCUCUCACGCUCGCCCAACCUUCUGCAAUGUGUGUCGAGAGGCUCUGCCCGGGGUCACCUCUCAUGGCCUUUCAUGUGAAGUGUGCAAAUUUAAAGCCCACAAACGAUGUGCCGUAAGAUCCACAAACAACUGUAAGUGGACCACUUUGGCCUCCAUAGGAAAUGACAUCAUCGAAGAUGAGGAGGGAGUGUCUAUGCCACAUCAGUGGCUGGAGGGGAACUUGCCGGUCAGUGCUAAGUGUUUGGUGUGCGACAAAAAUUGCGGUAGCGUUCGUCGACUGCAGGACUGGCGCUGCCUCUGGUGCAAGGCCAUUGUACAUAACAGCUGCAAGGAGCAGUUGGGGAAGGUUUGUCCUCUGGGUCAGUUUAAAGUCUCCAUAAUCCCACCCACUGCACUUAACAGCAUUGACUCUGACGGCUUCUGGAACGCCACAAGUUCGUCCUGCACGAGUCCUCUGCUGGUGCUGGUGAACAGUAAGAGUGGUGAUAAUCAGGGCGUUAAGUUCCUGCGAAGGUUUAAGCAGCUUCUGAACCCAGCACAGGUCCUCGACCUCAUGAACGGUGGCCCACAGCUGGGGCUACGUCUCUUCCAGAAGUUUGAGACUUUCCGUAUUCUGGUCUGUGGUGGAGAUGGGAGUGUGGGCUGGGUUCUGUCUGAGCUAGACACACUUGGCUUACACAAACAGUGCCAGUUGGGCGUGUUGCCGUUGGGCACAGGAAAUGACCUGGCGCGUGUGCUGGGCUGGGGAGGGCUUUGCGACGACGAUGCUCAGCUGCUGCAGGUUCUGGAGAAACUGGAGAGAGCAACCACCAAGAUGCUGGACAGAUGGUGUGUGAUGACCUAUGAAGUCCCCACCAAACACACUGCUGCAAUCAUAAAGGAGGAGGAUGCAUCAGACUGCCCCCUACAGAUUACACAAUAUGCUGAUUCUGUUGCCACUCACUUGACCAAAAUCCUGGACUCAGACAAACACAGUGACGUGAUAUCAUCUGCUAAGUUUCUGUGUGGGACGAUUAAUGAUUUUGUGGGUGCGGUCGGCAAAGCUUACGAACGAGCCACAGAGAAUAAAGAAGAAGCUGAUCUAAUGGCAAAAAAGUGUGCUUUGCUGAAUGAAAAGUUGGAAUCUCUGGUAAAGGCUCUGAGCGACGAUGCUAAUGCCCAGCUGGUGCCGGCCGGGUCCAUCUCACCAGAGGAGGGCGACACUGAUCAGUCCAAAUCCUUCAGAUCAAGAGAGCAGCUGAUGUUGAGGGCCAACAGCCUGAAGAAAGCACUCAGACAAAUCAUAGACCAAGCCGAAAAAGUGGUGGAUGAGCAGAACAGACACACUCAGGUGCAGAGAAUGUCAUCUUCAACAAUGAAAAGAGGCAGCAUUGAGGAUCUCAAAGAGGCGGAGUCACGUCAAACCACAUUGAGUCCAACUGCCACAACCUCUAUUUUAUUGGAGAAGUCAGAGAGCUUCAGCAAUGUGCUUUUCUCUGAAGAUUCUGUGCAGUGCACAGAGAAGUGUGUGAUGAAUAACUAUUUCGGCAUUGGGCUGGAUGCCAAAAUAUCUCUAGAAUUCAACAACAAGAGAGACGAGCACCCCAAAAAGUGCAGCAGUCGCACUAAAAACAUGAUGUGGUACGGAGUUCUAGGAACCAAAGAACUAGUGCAGAAAACCUACAAGAACCUGGAACAAAGAGUUCAGCUGGAGUGUGAUGGAGUGCCCAUGUCCCUGCCGAGUCUUCAGGGUCUUGCUGUCUUAAACAUCCCCAGCUAUGCAGGAGGAAUUAAUUUCUGGGGUGGCACCAAAGAGGACAACAAUUUUGGGGCUCCGUCAUUUGAUGAUAAGAAGCUGGAGGUGGUGGCUGUGUUUGGCAGUAUGCAGAUGGCCAUGUCUCGAGUCAUCAACAUACAGCAUCACCGCAUCGCCCAGUGUCGGCAGGUGAAGAUCACCAUCCUGGGGGAUGAAGGUGUACCUGUGCAGGUGGAUGGAGAGGCCUGGAUUCAGCCGCCUGGCAUUGUUAAAAUCAUCCACAAGAAUCGUGCCCAGAUGCUUACCAGAGACAGGGCAUUCGAGAGCACGCUGAAAUCAUGGGAGGACAAACGCAAAGGUGACAGCCGGCCUUCACGCCCUCGACUGAACUCCCAGCAGUCAAUGGAGUAUCUAACAGAGGAAGAAUGUGCUCAGGUUCAGCAGCUGGGCUUAGUGGCCGACAUACUCAUCAACAGAAUACGCGAGGUGGCUAAAAGUCAUAAGGUUGUGGAGCAGGAGCUCGCUCAUGCUGUCAAUGCCAGUGCUGCGGUUUUAAGCGAAGCAUUUCCCUCCAAACCCUCCAGCCCUGAGGGUUUGAGUCGCAGUACAGCAGUAGACAUUGUCAACAGCAGUAAAAUCCUUCAGCAAGAGACCAAGAUGCUGUUGGAAGGAAGACUACUGGUGAGAGACCAGUUGGAGAGCUCUCAGAAAGAGGAGCUUCUUUCCACGGUGGACAGUCUCAGCACCGAGUUACACAAGUUGGAGGAUAUUCACUGGAUCUGUCCAAGCAUGCACUGCUCUGAGGAGGAAUCGUCCCGUGUAAGUGGAAAAAGCAGUAUGAAGCUGAAAAUAAUGCCCAAGGGGAAGAAAGAGAGAGAGAAGUUGCAUAAGCAGCGGUCUAACAGCUCUCUGUCAGGUACAUGGGACAUCAAGGGGGUGUGUGAUGUAGAUCCUGCAGGCAACUGAAGAAGUAAAAUGGUUUGCUGCACCAUUACCGUGAGGACCAUGGGAUGCUGCUUUAUGCCCGGUUAGGGAGGUGUGAGACCACCUGCGCAGACACACAUCAUACUUCGAACCCCAAGUGUUUGUGAGCUUCUUUUGGAGGGGCAUGGCCCGGCACCAAAUUACUUUUGUGGUUCUUUUUCUGAUUUAUCCUCUGUCUGUAUAGGGUUUUUAUGUUGCCAUCAUCAGAGUGCUAAAGUGGACCACAGCUUUCAGAAUCCUUCCACUCUUGCUCCUCUCUUUCUGUUUCAACAAUGCGGUUCCCAAGCAUGAUGAACUUUAUUUUCAUCUUUUAUCCUUCGUAUUCAAGCCGUCAGACACAAACUUUCUUUGUUCUCCAGAGAAAACAAAUAGACUUAUUUUCGUCACGUCCUGUAGCCAUCUGAACAAAAAUGAACAAAGUCCAACCGAAUCAUGCUGAAAAAUUGUAUUGUCAAUAAAACAAAAGCAAAAACUAAUAUCCUGAUGAAUGAAUGUAUGGUGGACCUGUAUUAUUCGUCAAAACGGCCGAAUAGUUAGAAAACUGCAUUUAGUCUCUUUAUAUCUCUAGACGAAGACCAUCUGGGGUACUGCAUGCCUUUCAUGCCCUUAUGCAGAAAAAAAGGUCUAAUUUCUCUUAAUCUCUUGAUCAUCAGCCAAGUUGUGAUGGUGUAUCACUAGUGUGUCAAUUGAGCCGGUGUUGUAGAAGCUUCAGUGACGUUAAUCUUGUGCCAAGUAAGUAAAUGGAGCGCAGUGGUUUAAAGUGAGCUGUUUCUUAUACUUUCCUUAUUUCUGCAGGGAAAUCUUGUGAAAGAAAGUGAUGCUGUAUGUUGAACAUUUCAAAGUGUAUUUUAUCUCGCCUUGCACUUUAAUAUAGAACAGAGAUCUCAGAAAAAAACAACUUAAAGUUUUGUGUGUUGUUUUAUCUUGAAAAUACAUGGAUUAAGGUAUGUUACAAGAGAGUUUAUAAUCAAACUUUAUGAAUGUUAUUUAGACGUUGUCCCUUUUCAGGGUUCAAUCUUACUGUAAAUGGAAAUCCAGAGGUGAAGAAAACUUGAACUUUUAUCUUAAUAUUGCUGUAUAGUUUGCAAGCAGUAUUUAUCAAAAUUCCAAUGGUACAUGUUUCCAUUCAAAAAAAUAUACAUACUGGACAACCUAUUUGUUUUCUUAGUUGUGAUCCAAAGUCUUUAUUGCUCUGUACAAAAAUAAAGACAUUGAAAAUGUGGGCUUGAUACAGAAAUGUGAUGGACAGUCUAGGUGCUGACUGUGCCUUUAAAAGAGGGAGUGUAUUUUUAUUUUAAACUGUUUUUUGUUUUGCACCUUUUCGUUGAAAAGCUCCUCUAAGUGUUGUUGCUGUGUGCUGUUUAGUUUUGAUCGACGUUUGGUGCAGAAAUGCAUCACUUUAUCAUCUCCAUGUAUCAAGCCAUUGGUUAUAGGACUGUGUUUAUCAGGUACAAGAAGGCAAUUAUUUUAUGAACAGAAAUUUAUUUUUAUUUGAACGGAACGAAAGAGAUUGACUUUGUUUUUGCUGGUACCCUUUUCAUUGUCAAACUACUGUUUACUUAAAUGAAAUGAAUUAUUUAUCCUUUAAUUUAAAAUGUUUUGCCACACUUAUUUCAGGAUUGUUGCUGUUGACUUGAAGCAAAAAUAAAGAGUGUGGCCAUUGCUGUUU